AUUAGUAUCCUCUGUAUUUAUUUAUUAUUAGAAAAAUGAAACACAGAUCCAUAAACCAUAGUAACUCAUUCUCUUAUGUUGUUUGUUUUCCCAGAAAAUUUUCUCAGCCAUUGUUUUGAAUGUAAUGGAGGAAGAGAAGAAGAAUGAGUGUGUGAUAAUUGAGAUUCCAGAAGAUCUUAAAAACUGGUCAGAUUGCGUUAUCUACAGAGUUCCCAGAAAGCUCCGCAAGGUAAAUGAAUCAUCUUUCACUCCUCAACUACUUUCAAUUGGACCUUUUCACCAUGGCAGAAAUGAGCUUAAAGGAAUGGAACCCCACAAGGAAAAAUACCUUGAAGAUUUCUGUAAACGCACUGACAAGACCAAACAAGAUCUGGUCAACUUCGUUUCACAUCAUUCAACUGAAAUCUUAGCUUCUUAUGCAGGUACUGUUGAGCUCACUCACCAAGUGUUUGAUCAAAUGAUUCUUAGAGACUCUUGCUUUAUAUUAGAGUUGUUAUGCCUUUUUUCUGAUAAGGGUUGUCAGUAUCAUGAUCAAGAUGAUUACUUGUUGAAAACCCCUUGGCUUAGGAAUGUUGUACAGUUGGAUUUGGUUAUUUUUGAGAAUCAGAUUCCUUUCUCUUUUUUAAACAAGUUUUAUGCCUUUGCCAAACCUAGACAUGAGCACACAGUUGGAAGUUUACGACUUAAGAGCUAUUGUUGUCCUGACUCAGAAGAAUGUUAUUGUAUUAACUCUUGUAUUCAUUUCAUCAAAGGGGUUUUAUCAUUUAAGUCUUCUUGUUGUGUGUGCUCUAAGAAAAGUCCUGAAGAUCAUAUCAGUAGUAGUAGUAGGAGUAGUAGUAGCAGUGAUGAUAGUACAUUGUUGGACAUUGCCUAUAAUUUCUUCAUAAAUUUCUCUUCUGUGCAUGUGAAGGGAAAAAACGAUGGGAUAAAAGAAAUUAAACAUUUUACUGAUUUGGUAAGGCAGUUUUGGCUUUCCAAGGAGUUCAGAAGAGAAGAAAGGCGCGGUUGUCCCUUCCGAGAACAUGAAAAGUACCUCUACAGCGCGACGAAGCUGAACAAAGCCGGGGUUAAAUUUGCUCCCUCGGCGAACAAACAAGCUAAGUUUGUCGAGUUUAAUACUAUAGAGAAACCAUUGUUUAACUUCAUACCAUUUUUGCAUUCUCUGAAAGUUGAGCUUCCUACAUUCGAGAUACAAGGCAACACAGAGACCCUUAUGCGAAAUGUCAUCGCUUUGGAGCAAUGUGUCUAUCCAGACAAGGCUUACAUCUGCAACUAUGUUGCUUUGAUGAGUCAACUUGUUGACACUGCUGAGGACAUUGAGUUUCUGGUUGAGAAGAGGAUCAUUAAGAACAUGCUUGGCAGUAACAAGGAGGUGGCUGAGUUAGUUAACAAACUUACCUAUAAAAUCACCGAAUCGAAUUUCGUUUAUGCUAAUAAAUGCAGGCAGCUUAACAGGUUCUAUGAGACUAGGUUUAACAUUGUGAGGGCAACACUCAAAAGGGUCUACUUUAAUGAUCUUUGGACAGGAAGUUCCACUGUGCUUGGAAUUUGUAUUCUCAUGUUUUCAGUCUCUUCAACUAUUAAGACUCUGUUUUUCUCAAAGGACUAGUUUAGUAGUAGGAUGGUAAAAUUAACCUGUAGAUUCAUUUGUUCCUCUUGUUUUUUAACAAUGAAAAAUGAGGAAAGAAUAUAUAUCUUCUCUAACUAUUAUUUUAGCUACACACCUAAACCUCUUGUAUAUAUAGGUUAUUACAUCUUAUAGUUUACAUCAUAUAUUAAUA
Molecule: messenger RNA, 1781 nt
Organism: Cannabis sativa
Lineage: Eukaryota; Viridiplantae; Streptophyta; Magnoliopsida; Rosales; Cannabaceae
Product: UPF0481 protein At3g47200
Exons: 1
Coding region: 125-1609 (494 amino acids)
Source: RefSeq, a predicted model, not a curated record